Molecule: messenger RNA, 1830 nt
Organism: Lichtheimia ornata
Lineage: Eukaryota; Fungi; Mucoromycota; Mucoromycetes; Mucorales; Lichtheimiaceae
Exons: 2
Coding region: 1-1830 (609 amino acids)
Molecular function (GO): protein binding
Source: RefSeq, a predicted model, not a curated record
AUGGCCAAUGGUAGCUUUGCUGCCAUUUUCCCACACGAAGUAACCGGUUACAUUUUCUCACUCCUUUCUCAAAAAGAUCGUAUACAAUGCAUCCAUGUAUGUCAUUUAUGGCGACAAGGUGUCAUCUAUUGGUGUGAUCAAGCAUGGCGUACGACUCAAUUACGACUAUUUGACAUUGACAGCAUGAUCGCUUGGCUCGCUGACGUGUCACCUAUCAUUCAUUGUUUGCAUAUUGAUUCAACGUUGGACCCAUCCUUUGAUGCUGCAGACAUCCAGGAGGCUGUUCAUGGUGACACAGACAUCGAAGACAGCAUGCGUAAUCAACAACAUAUACCCGCUGCGAAAGAAAUACCCACCCACCUAAGCAAAUUGCUAUCCAUACCCUUUGAUCAACUCAAAUCUAUCCGUUACGAUACAAACGGGGUGAAUGCUGAGAUAUUACAAUGCUUGAUUCAACUCGCAGGAAGCAAGGUGCGCACAUUAAACAUACAAGCCAUUUACCAAUUCAUGUCAAAGAAGCCUCUUUGUGUUGCCUGGAUCCUUGAUCAAUGCCCACAAUUGGAAACGUUCAUUGAUUCGGAAUCUGUGUGCGAGUUUGUUGUAAAGGAUAAAACAUCCUUGAUACCAUGUCGUCUUGAGAAUUUGGAUUUGGCACGUCAGCGAUUUGACAGCAAGGAAAUCAUGUUUCUUUUAACGAAAUGCCCAUGUUUACGACGUUUACGAUUGAGUUGUUGGUUUACCAUUUCCAUGUCCCCGAUAAUUAUGCUUGAAAAAUGUCCACGAUUGGAAUCCUUGGAAUGGUGUCAUUUACGAUACGGCAGUCCAUCUUUUUAUCGGCCUGAAUGGUGGCGGCGUCGUCAAGUUACGUAUGCAUUGGAUGAUGAACAACAACUAUCGUCUACACCUAGUACUGGAUUACGACAACUUGUAAUGGAUAACGUUUAUGACACGGACCAAUAUGCUUGCAUUAACACCAUCAUCAAUCGACACCAUGCAACGUUGACAAGGAUAUCCAUCACAUUAUACAUGGACGUCAUGCGAUCGCGUGAAAGUAUCAACCCAAUCCCAAUGAACCUUGAACGAUUGGACUAUCAUUUCCAUCAAGGAGCACAAGAGGAGAUUGAGUCAUUUAUACGUCCUCUGGUUGAACAUUGUCAUCAUCUCAAGAGCCUUUCCAUUCGCACCGAUUUUCGUUAUGCGGAUCCCAAUGAAGUUGUGUUACCACGAUGGUUUUUUGUUGCCAUGGCAACCUUGCAUGCAUUGCAGCAUUUGGCGAUUGAAGUGGAUAAUGACGCCGAUGACAUGGUUCAUUUUCUUGAAGCUGCAGCCGAUUGUUCAAUCCCAUUGGCAUCGCUUUAUUAUCAUGGUGAUUGGAUGACGUUGCCAUGCAUCGAUGCGAUUGGCAAGAUAAACACGUUACGAUCCCUUGCAUUGAGUACGCAUGAAAAGACCUUGGAUACUUUUGAUGUCUCCAUCCUUACUGGCCUUCAACAACUACCGCAUCUUGAAUCACUCGCGUUUAAGCAUCAUGAGAAUGGGUUCUUCCAGUCACCCGAAGCAUUUGAUUGCCUUUAUCAAUUUCCUUGCUUGAAACAACUCUUUAUUUCCAUACAAGAUGGGUUUAAUGUGGAUGGAAUACGACAUUUGGCUGAUCGACAACCUCCUUUGGAAGAGAUAGUGCUCUUGGAUUUGACGGGUGAUUGUAGCGAAGAGCUUGAAUCUUAUGGUUUGGAGGAAGCAUUGGAUUACGCAAGAGAGAAAAUAGCUAAUGUACAAGGGGGUAGAGUAUGUCCUGAAUGUGAUCAUCAUACUAGAAAAUACGACAUGUAA